AUAACGAGGGGUACGCAGCGUCCGCCACUGCAGCCCCAGCUGAAGGCUACUAUAGCCAAAGUAGCCAGAGUUACUAUCACCCAGAGCAAGGCCCUGCAGCAGCAUCAGCCGCCUAUGCAAUGCAUACCCGGACCCAAGCGCAUAUGCAUACCCUGAUGCAAGCGCACAUGCACACCCACACGCACAUGGGUACGGUUACGGGUACGACAGUGGCACAGGAGCAGCAGUGGAAGGCCAAGCAGUGAACCUAGCAGGACAAGGAGCCGCCAUGGGGGACUAUGGCGCAGCAGCGCUGGUAGCAGGGGCGAUGGAGGUGGCAGCAGCAGCUGCUAAUGUGGUGGAGGUGAAGCAGGCCGACCUGACCAAGGGCAGGGUGCGCCCGGACCAGAUGCGCUCCACUGGCAUUGCCUUCGGACCCACCUAUGCUCCGGUGUCGGCUGCGGGCAACAAGCCGUCCAAGGUGCAUCGGCGCAAGCACCAGAUCGGGUCGUUGUACUUCGACAUGCGGCAGAAGGAGACGGAGCUCACAGAGCGACGCGCCAAGGGCAUGCUCAGCAAGGCAGAGACCCACGCCAAGUACGGCUGGUGACGACAUACUUGCCGCUAACACAUGCAUGCAGGAGGCGAGCACAUGCAGGCAUCGGGCAUGCUGUCACCUUGCUGCCAACAUGUGACAAACUCAUGGCUUCUGAUCGCCGCCCCUCUGCUGGCUGGCUGUCCUCAUCCGUCCACGGCUUCUGGUCUCUGCGCUGUUUUGUUUGCUCCAAACAUACCUCCCUGCUGGCCUGUUAGAUGCAUUGUUGUGAGUUGCACAUACCAAAUUCCCGAGUAAAGCUUGAGCUAACCACCACCACCAUGCAUGCAAGAAACACUACGCAGCAGAUACCGUAAGGCAACUGCCUGAAUGUCUCGUACAUUAAUUUUCCGACUAGAUACC
Closterium sp. NIES-67 is the source of this 937-nucleotide messenger RNA. Lineage: Eukaryota; Viridiplantae; Streptophyta; Zygnematophyceae; Desmidiales; Closteriaceae. The record is from the annotation of a GenBank genome assembly.